Messenger RNA from Sphenostylis stenocarpa, 1644 nucleotides. The record is from the annotation of a GenBank genome assembly. NCBI's taxonomy places the organism in Eukaryota, Viridiplantae, Streptophyta, Magnoliopsida, Fabales, Fabaceae.
AUGGCGGUUGCUACCAGAGGAGCCAGAGGUGGAUCUACUUUUCGUGGCCUCUUCUCCUUCCGGAUCUUCAUCUCUGCCAUGUUCUCUCUUCUCUUCGUCGCCACCCUUUCGGUGCUCUUCACCACCAACCCUUCCACAUCCAACGAUGAAUCUGAUCUUCCCACCACUGGUAAUGCAUAUGUGCAUCGAACUUUUUUGGCAUUGAAAUCUGACCCUCUUAGGACCCGAGUGGAUUUGAUACACCAGCAAGCUAAAGAUCACAUAGCUCUAGUGAAUGCUUAUGGUGCUUAUGCUAGGAAGCUCAAGCUUGACAUUUCUAAGCAAUUGAAGACUUUCGAUGAGUUGGCGCGCAAUUUUUCGGAUAUUGCUUCGAAGCCAGCUUACAAAAAGUCCCUGUUUGAGUCAGAUGGUCCAAUUGAUGAGGAUGUGCUGAGGCAGUUUGAGAAGGAGGUUAAGGAUAGAGUGAAGAUUGCAAGGAUGAUCAUUGUUGAGGCUAAAGAGAAUUAUGAUAAUCAGUUGAAGAUCCAGAAGUUGAAGGAUACAAUAUUUGCAGUUCAUGAGUCACUUGCAAAGGCGAAGAAGAAUGGGGCGAUGGCAAGCUUGAUUUCAGCCAGAUCGAUUCCCAAGAGCUUGCACUGUUUGGCUAUGAGGCUGAUGGGUGAGAAGAUUUCAGAUCCUGAGAAAUAUAGAGAUGAGGAGCCCAAGCCAGAGUUUGAAGAUCCCACUUUGUAUCAUUAUGCAAUAUUCUCGGACAAUGUAAUAGCUGUGUCUGUGGUGGUGAGAUCUGUUGUGAAGAACGCAGAGGAACCAUGGAAGCAUGUUUUUCACAUUGUUGCAAAUAGGAUGAAUGUUGGGGCAAUGAAGGUUUGGUUUAAGAUGAGGCCUAUUGAAGGGGGUGCAUUUUUGGAGGUGAAAGCGGUAGAAGAAUUCACAUUCUUAAAUUCAUCCUAUGUUCCUAUCUUGAGGCAACUUGAGUGGGCAAAAAUGAAUCAGCGGCCUGAAAGUGCCACAAAUGAUGCAAACAUUAAAAAUGCCAAGUCCCUGUCCAUGUUGGAUCACCUUCGAUUUUAUUUGCCAGAGAUGUACCCUAAAUUGUAUAAGAUCUUGCUUUUGGAUGAUGAUGUUGUGGUUCAGAAAGACUUGACAGGUUUAUGGAAAAUUGAUUUCGAUGGAAAGGUGAAUGGUGCUGUUGAGAUCUGUUUUGGUUCUUUCCACCGAUAUGCCCAUUACAUGAAUUUCUCUCAUCCUUUGAUCAAGGAGAGCUUCAAUCCGAAAGCUUGUGCUUGGGCCUAUGGCAUGAAUCUAUUUAAUCUCGAUGCUUGGAGGCGAGAAAAAUGUACAGAUAACUACCAUUAUUGGCAGAACAUGAAUGAAGACCAAACUUUGUGGAAAGCGGGAACCCUGCCACCGGGUUUGAUCACCUUCUACUCCACAACCAAGUCAUUGGACAAAUCCUGGCACGUGCUUGGGCUAGGGUACAACCCCAGCAUUAGCAUGGUUGAGAUCAACAAUGCUGCAGUCAUUCAUUACAAUGGAAACAUGAAACCCUGGCUUGAUAUUGCUUUGAAUCAAUACAAAAAUCUCUGGACCAAAUACGUGGACAAUGAUAUGGAGUUUGUGCAGAUGUGCAAUUUUGGCCUAUAG